Paramuricea clavata is the source of this 12651-nucleotide messenger RNA. The record is from the annotation of a GenBank genome assembly. Lineage: Eukaryota; Metazoa; Cnidaria; Anthozoa; Malacalcyonacea; Plexauridae.
AUGAAACCACUUGUAAAGGCUGUGAAAUCUGCCCAUCAUGAAAACAAAGACUGGAAACGUGAAAUGUUUAAAUUUUUGCUCAACUACAGAGCUACCCCGCAUUCCACCACUGGCAAGUCACCAUCCGAGUUGCUAUACAACCGUAAGAUUCAAACAAAAUUACCUCAAGUGACAGUCGAAAAUGAUUCUUCACUUCAUCAAGAGGUGAAGGAGAGAGAUGAAAGGUUGAAAAAGAACCAAAAAGAAUAUGCUGAUUCCAAAAGAAGAGUUAAGUGUGCUGACAUCAAGAAAAGUGAUUUAGUUUUGGUGCGGCAACUGAAAGCAAAUAAAAUGUCCACAAAAUACGAUCCAAUACCAUAUGAAGUCACAAAUCGCCGUGGGAACAGAAUCACAGCAAUUAGGAAUGGGAAAUAUAUAACUCGGAACAUUUCGUUCUUUAAAAAGUAUCACCCCAGACAUGGCAGAUCGUUGGAGUCAACAGAGAUAAUGGAUGAAGAAAAUUAUUCCUCAGAUGAAGAUGUCCACGAAGAGCAUGAACAGUAUGAUGGACUGAGACAGAAGGAUUGUCCGCGGCAGAACAAUGGUCAGAGACAAGAUGAUGGUCCGAGAUAUCCGGCAAGAAAAAGACAGCGGGUGUACAGAUAUGGAAAUAACAUUUAUGAUUGACCUGGACUAAAACAGAUAAGAUACAGUUUAAACAUUAUAUGCAUAUUUUGUUAUAGUUAGUACUAGAGUUCAUAUUUAAAUCAAGGGAGGGAUGCAAUGUUGACAUUAUUGACACUAGCACACACGUGACUAGAAAGUUAGUUAAGUAUUUUAGAAGCACGAGGCUAGGGAACCGGGAAGUAAUUGGAUACGUACUAUGCUGUUUGUACAAGUUGUUUGAUAUCUAUUGUUAUACUUAAAAGUGCUUGAUAUUGAUACAAAACCACGAACAUUACAAUGCCCAUCUUUUCGUAAUUUCUGUUUACCGAGACGGGAUAUUGCAUAAAACAGUCAUAUGAACUCAGAAAUAAUCAGUCCAGGCAUGCAUGAGACACGGCUGAUAUAUGCAUGCAUGGACAAACACUGAAGUGUUAUAAAACUGUAUUGUCUGUUGAAAUACUAGAAAGAUAAAUUCAGUUGUGUAAGGAAAUAUACACUAAUUAUUAAAUAAAAAUUAAUGAAAAUUACAAUUAUAGAAAUAAUGAUAAAGCUAAGCCGAUUUUGCCAUGAGAAUCCGUUCAAGCGGUGUAGGCCUAACUUAAACGACGCGAGAGUGAACAUAUACAGAGGAUUCCAAAAUGAUUGAAUUUCGUGAGUUAGUAUGGAAAUACAGAUAUAUACUCUGUAUAUAUAUUUUUGUAAUUGGAUAAUUUGUGAUAUGAUCUACUUUAUUUGAACAAUUAACAUAAUAAUCUAUAUAUAAACAAAUAUUAUGUAUCUAUGCCUUAUUAUCUCGUAUAUAUUCGACAGCGAUGUCUAACUUGCUACUAAAACAUUAAAAAUGUUUUCACCGAAGACGAAAAUAACACGCGUACACAGAAUGGAAUCUGCAAUAAAAUUUGAAACGUCAACUGAAACCAGAAUUCUUCGAGGCCUCGUUAAACUCCUGAAUACGGUAUAUUUUGUUGAUUUUCUGUUGUGUUUUUUUGCUAUGUAGUUUGUUUUAAGGUGACCAUGCCGAAUUUUUCUGUGAUACGUGCCAUUUUAAGGGAAUCGAACGCACAAAGCUCGUCAUAUUUGUACCAUUUUUAAAUCGCAGCGUUGAAGACGGGAGGGAUUUUUAGAUAUCAAAGUUCGUGGAAGAGUAUCAAAUGAAUGUAUAUAUAAAAAAGAAAAAGCUUUACGCUAGAUAAUAGGGAGCUGAACCUAGGGACGCGUUGUUUGUCGACCGGACGUCGCCGAAAAUUGACAUAACUAAUUCUGACCGCAUUUUGCAUCGUGACACUCGACGUGUGAGGAAGCAAAAGACUUUUAGUAUCUGACGUUUUGUCAUGUGUUGAAGAUUACUACAAACUGACACAAACGUAGUUUUAAAUCCAGUCUUCCCUCGACAAUCUGACGUCGACCGUGUUGACGAAAACGUCACUUGCUUAAGCUCGCUAUAAUAUUGUAAUGACAGUUUUUCAGCUUUACUGGUGUCGAGUAACUCACAAUGGUAUGAACCAAAAUAAUUCACCUUAUAAUAUGAUCAAAGUUGCCUUAGCGACAGUGCAUGAGGUUUGAAAUAAAAGGCCGAUUUGGAAAACGAUAAGCUAAGCAGACGUAUACGAUCAUUUUCUUUCACGAAAAGUUUAUUUUAAUGUACUGUUGAAAUAGAGGGGGAAAAGUCUUAAAUUUAAUUAUCCUUGCACUUAUAUAGAAUAACAAAGCGGUAUUAAAGUCGCUCGCAUUCUCUUUUUCAGACAUUAUAAUAGCAGAAAGAGGCAAUCGGUAAAUCCCACGCAUUUUUGUUUUUAGUAUGGAAUUCUGAUUUAGAAUUCCUUACAAAUUGUCCUCAUAUAGAAUUACGUAUUUAAAAUAUCCUUGUUCGAACUAGAGAGAAACCCUGAUACAGAAUCCAAAGUUAGUACAUGCAUGUCUUUCAACUCUUCAAUUAGAAAUACAGUAUAUAUUUCAAAAUCCUUAUAAUGCAUGCAUGCAAACCAAUUUUAAUACCAUAUCCUCUUCUGUGGAUAUAAAAUGUGAAUAUAGGCGAUAUUGAUUUGGUGAUAGAAAUAUUAAUACAAUGUCAAUUAAUAGAUUUGAUGUCUUACUAUGAUAUCUGUAUAAUAUUAGUCUAGGACCUGUAUAGGACUUUGUAUGCGCGUUUCAUUUACCACAGGUAAUCUCAACUGUUUUAUGGUAAAAUGACCAUGGCGGUCAACAUGGCAUAUGUGCCAAAACCCGAAUCCGGGACGAAAGUCCUGAAAAUGACCCCGCCCUGAAACGGCAGUGCCGAAAUAGCUCUAGCUUCCGAAAAGCAAAAGCGGCAGCCUUUCUGAAGUGGCUUAUAGUGUGUAGAAGGGUUGCUUUUAGGAGUGGUUAUUGGAAGGAAAAAUUUGUGUAAGUAUAAUAUUUUACAAGAAAAUGACCAUUCAUCACCCCAGGUAAAUUGCUAAUUAUGCAUAAAAUAACUAAUAUACAUGGCAGAAAUUAAAUAUCCUUAUUUCCUAAAAAAAAUUAUCAUGGGAUGAAAAACUAUGCUUAAUUUAAUAUAAUUAGUGUAGUUUUCACAAGGAUAGUCAUUGUUUUCUAUAAAUAUAAUAUAUUUUAUUUCACUUACCCCCCACGAAAACACGAUUUCAGCCAUAUUUUGCCGUCUUGUUCGCUUUAUAUCGCCGUGUCUCGCAAAUAACAUCCAGUUGUUAUACUUUUACAUAAUGACAAAUGGCUAAAGGAGAUUUCAACCAAGUUUCGGCAAGUUUUGGAGCAGUGCAGUGUAUUUUAUCUUCGAUAUUGUGUCCUUCGAUAUUUCGUCCAUAUGCCGCCAUUUUAAUGGCUCGCCGAUUCUCUGCCCGAUAAAUGUCACAUCUUCGUCUUCAUAUGUAUUUAGAUUACAGUAUCCAAGAGUACUUCAUUGUAGAAUAGUCCUAAAAGAAAAAUUGAAAAAAUUACUUGCACUUUGAAGGAAAAACCUCCCACAACAAAUUUAGGAUAGGAAUAAAAACAAAUCAUUUGUAAGUCACGCGCAAUCUUCGCGAAAAUUCCUCGUGGCUACUUGACAGGGGGGGACGAAUAUUUUCACGAAACGUUGUUCCCACAGCAACCUAAUUGGAUAUUUGGAUAUAUUAUAUUUAUUGCAUUUUUAUGAUUGAUAAUAAAAAUACGUAAAUAUUUAAUGUUUUUAAUUUUUAUUUUUAAAUCAUAAAAUACAAUAAAUACAAUAUAUUUAGUUGAAACUUGAAUUGCGGUGGUGGCGAACAACGUUUCGUGAAAAUAUUCGCCCCCCCCCCUGUCAAGGAAUUUUCGCGAAGAUUGCGCGUGACUUUCAAAUGAUUUGUUUUUAUUCCUAUCCUGAAUUUGUUGUGGGAGGUUUUUUCCUUCAAAGUGCAAGUAAUUUUUUCAAUUUUUCUUUUAGGACUAUUCUACAAUGAAAUACUCUUUAGAUACUGUAAUCUAAAUACAUAUGAAGACGAAGAAGUGGCAUUUAUCGGGCAGAGAAUCGGCGAGCCAUUAAAAUGGCGGCAUAUGGACGAAAUAUCGAAGGACACAAUAUCGAAGAUAAAAUACACUGCACUGCUCCAAAACUUGCCGAAACUUGGUUGAAAUCUCCUUUAGCCAUUUGCCAUUAUGUAAAAGUACAACAAGUGGAUGUUAUUUGCGAGACAUGGCGAUAUAAAGCAAACAAGACGGCAUAAUACGGCUGAAAUCGUGUUUUCGUGGGGGGUAAGUGAAAUAAAAUAUAUUAUAUUUAUAGAAAACAAUGACUACCCUUAUGAAAACUACAAUAAUCAUAUUAAAUUAAGCAUAGUUUUUCAUCCCAUGAUAAAAUUUUUUUUAGGAAAUAAGGAUAUUUAAUUUCUGCCAUGUAUAUUAGUUAUUUUAUGCAUAAUUAGCAAUUUACCUGGGGUGAUGAACGGUCAUUUUCUUGUAAAAUAUUAUACUUACACAAAUUUUUCCUUCCAAUAACCACCCCUAAAAGCAACCCUUCUAAACACUAUAAGCACUUCAGAAAGGCUGUCGCUUUUGCUUUUCGGAAGUUAGAGCUAUGUCGGCACUGCCGUUUCAGAGCGGGGUCAUUUUCAGGACUUUCGUCCCGGAUUCGGGUUUUGGCACAUAUGCCAUGUUGACCGCCAUGGUCAUUUUACCAUAAAACAGUUGAGAUUACCUGUGGUAAAUGAAACGCAUACAAAGUCACAGGUCCUAGACUAUAUAGACACUGCAUGAUUUUAGCAAUAGACAUUAUGCAUAAUGGCGUUACAAGGCUUGAUGCCCGCGAGGAAUGAUGGUCUUAGUAGUCAUCGCCCGGGAAAAUUUCGAGAGCGGCCAUUUUUAAUUGUUUAAUUUUCGUGGGCGAUGACUACUAAGACCAGCAUUCCUCGCGGGCAUCAAGCCUUGUGAAGUCAUUACGCAUAAGGUCUAUUGCCUUGUUAAGAAAAGUGGAAAUUGUUAACACUUACAUUUACUGUAAGGACGCUCCUAUACCUUUCGUCUAGAGUUAGAGUAAAAUACUUAAAACACUCACCAAUAAUGCAUAAGCUUUUUGGCUAGUCAUGUGAACCGUACUAUGUCACUUGAAGUGUUUUUAUACCUGAUGAAACUCUGCAUCUUCGUUAGUAUUCUUUAUAUAAAGUCCAUCCUAAUUAGUAUUUUUUAUAUAAAGAAUACUAAUGAGACGACAUCUGUUGUAGUCGUGUUUUGUCAUAAAUAUAUGAUAAGAGACUCCUACGCGUGCCCUAAAUUGUAUACUUAAGAUUCCCGUCAAUAAAUAAGACCUAUAUGUACAAUCAAUUUACAUCCAGCGUUUUAACAAUUAAUGGACGUUGUUAUAAGGUCAUGACUGCUUCCGGAUGGACAUAUUGAAUGGGCAACCAUUAAAUUAUAACUGAUUAAGCUAUUCUAUGUUAAAUGAUUAAUUAAAUUUAAAUCUAUGCAAUUCGGUGCUUGAAAUGAGAUUUUACUAUAUUUAUUCGCUUAUUUUGUAGGAGAUAAAUCGGCUGCAAGAAGAAAAUGGGCGGUUGAAAGAAAAAAUAAAAAUCAGUGAGACAAUGGUAAGUGUUUUACGUUUAGUUAACAUGUUUUAUGCAUAUGUUUAUGCAUACUUAACAUGUUUUAUGCAUAUUACAGUCCGAUAUCCCUGAAAAUAAAGCAAUCUGAUUGGUUGGCGAGCGGUCAGGUUUUUUACAUCCGACUGGCUCAACCAUGGAUCGCUCCGGCCUUUGCGCAUUAUUAAAAAAACUGUCUAAAAAUUUUACCAUAACGAUAGUCGGGAAAGGAAAAUUAGCCGAAUUCACUUCUGUAUACUUCAUGUUCAGCUUGAAGUACAGCAAAUGCAUUUAAUCUACCGAAUCUUUUUAAUCUAUCGUUUCUUUCCCCAUGUAUGCUCUGAAAUUCUCGGCACGCCUUGACUUUCUUCUUUUUUUACGUGCAGUGUAAGCAAUAAUCGUAAUAAUAUUUUCGUGAUGUGAUUUUGUAGGCAGCUAGCGUACUUGAUGAGAAAAGUAAGUUAAAAGCUGAUUUGGCAAAGACGCAAUCGGAACUGUUAACAAUGUCGCAAUCUGCGGACGGAGAUGAACUCAAGGAACUAGAGAAGAGAAUGGAAUCCGUAAAACUGGAAAUGGAAAGUGUUAGAAAAGUUAGUUUAAUUUAAAAUAUUUUUAUAUAUGACAAUAGCGUAGGAAUCGAGGGAUAGUGUUAGAGGUUUGUAUUGCUUUCUGCACACAGUUUUGUAUAGCAUAUAGACAGUAUAGCCGUUUUAUGUGCCCGUUGAUCUAAAUAGAUGGCACAAUAAAUCGACUUGUUUCUCACUAGUGCAAAUAGAGAAACCAGUUGAAGAUUAUUAGACUGUAAAGAUCUGACAAUACCAAGGUACCAAACGAAUGGGCAAACGUGCGUCUCCUUAAAACAUAUUUGAAGAUUUGAAAGUGUCUGAAAAUUAUACAACCGUCGUUGCCAGUGUAAGUAGAGACAUUAACAGAUAGCUGUGACGUAAAUUGUGAACAACUACCUGAAAAUUUUCAACAAAACGUUUACAUGAGACUUGGACGAAGUUAAACCGGUAUGAAAAUCAAAAUUUUUGGUAUGUUCACAUGAGACCAUUACGAAAAUCGAGAAUCUGUCACUCAUAGACGGAUUUUCAUAUUUAUUACUGGGGUGGUGCCAGAAAUUUUAGGGGGUGAGCCGUGAGCAGGUGACUGAAGCAACACAAAAGUGUCACCAAACCCCAGUACGGUCUAUAUUCUAUAGGGGUGGAGCACUAGAGCCGCGAGGGAGAGUCUAGAGAGCAGAAAACAAAGUAUCACAGGAAAAAUUUAAAAAAAAAUCAUGAUUUCUAGCUUCGAAAAAAAGUUUUUUGAAGUUGUCAAUUUGUCAUAUCAAUGGAUUUGGCAUGUCCGAUUGUCUGUUGAGACUUGAGAGAGUUAAAGACUUAAAGUUAAAUGAACCUAUAAAAGUGUAAACCCAAUAGGCCAAUACACAAUAUGCUUUUUCUUUUAUAAAGUCAUUGACAUUCUGUUGUUUGAAUCCGAGUACAAUUUAUGAUGCAAUUAACUCCGAUGUAAAUAAUAUUUGGGGCGUAAAGAUUAAAUCUAGGCAAGUCUAUUUCCUAAAAGAAUUAAAAACUAAAAAUAAUGUUCGUAAAAAUUCCAAACGUUCCUUGCGUGCAAGCUAUUCGCAUGACAAGGGAAGAUAUUCAGGGAAGAUAAUAGAGUUUCAAAACUUUACAAUUGCUCCAAUAAACCAGUGAAUGCAAGCGAGGAGCGAUUAGUUUCAGAGUGUUGCACUGUCUUUUUCUGUUCAAGUGUACUCCUACGUUUAUUUUUAUAAUCAACACUCUGCACGUUGGAGUGGACUAUUUAAUUAUUUAUUUAUUAUGCCGAAUAUUGGGGGAUGAAACUUUUUUUUGGAGUGGUGGACAUUUUGUUUGGGGGGGGGUUAUAGCUAAUAUUGGGGGGUAGCACUGCACCCCAGAAAAUCCGUCUAUGCUAUCACUUUAUUCCCCUUUCCCGCCAUUUUUUUUACAGUGCUUUUGUGAGCAUGCAUUGUUCCGAAACCAAGAGCACAGCCGAGACUGGUCUGAAAUGCAUUUGUGUUUACAUUCAUCCCGCUCGGAAUUCAUCCCUGUCUGGUUCGGUCCAGCGAGCGGGUUGACUUCAGACCGGUCUGAGCAAUUUCUCGUGCCGUUCUCAUGUAAACAUCUAUUAUAUACUAGAAAUACAUGCAUGCAACAACCCCUCGCCUAUAUUCUCCAAACAUUGUUUCAACAUGAAGUAUUCCGCAUAAAUACGCCAAGACCACAAAAUACUACACAGAAGUCCAUCUCCAUUGCUUUUUGCGUGAGCUCUAUUCGUCAUGAUUCGUCACUCAGCAAGUACCGUAAACAGAAGCAGUCAUCCCCCCCCUGGAAAUACUAACACGGCGCACGUCCAGGGGGGUGACUGCUUCUGUUUACGGUACUUGCCGAGUGACGAAUCGUGACGAAUAGAGCUUUCGCAAAAAACAAUGGAGAUGGACUUCUGUGUAGUAUUCUGUGCCAACACUGAACGCAGGCUCGCGUUGCACGUCAUGUUAGUCAUGGCAACACGAUAAUUUUUUUUAAAAUUUUUUGUACAAACCUGCAAAAAAUAGAUGAAACUUGAACACUUUUAAAUACAGAACUAUCAUUUUCUAAAAUAUAUAAAGUAGGUAUAUUAUUUUGGUUUCUAUGGGCUUUAUUUUAAUGUAAAAUUCGAAACGAAACUACGUAUUAAAAACGUUUUUAAAUGUGAAUUGAAAUUAACGGCUUUUUAUUUUGCCGAUAUUAAUCACUUCAACCUAUUACUUGGACUUUGAAAUGAAGUAAAUUUAAUUCCUACAGGACGCUAAUGAAAAUAAUUUGCUUUCCUUUUUAUCAUGAACUUCUACAAAAGUUAAUUUAACUAAGAAACUUUCGCACACAACGGCAUAGGAAAGACAUGAACAACAAGAACAGAGUCUAUAUUAAUACAAAGUCAUGCUUACAUAAACAAUUGAAACAAACUUGCCCUAUACUUUAAAAUUUAUCAUACUAAAUAAAUUCUUAUUAAUGUUUACCUUUAAAAAUUGAAGAGAAGUGCUACAAUUUGUUAUGUGAAACGAUUUUUCAAGCUUUCUUACAUAUAUUUUCUAACUUUUUCCCUUCUUCACUCCUGGCAAACAACCAUAUUUUGAGGUCAGUGAGAUGACCACCCAUACACCCAUGAACCGCGCCCGCGACAUUUGAUGAACUUUAGACUUUGCUAGUGUGUUCCUUUCCCCGGGUGUAAAUAGCCGGGUGGAAUUAGUACCCUCGCCCCGGACGUACGCCCGGAACGGCGCUGGCUCGGGGAUAACACUCCAACCAAAAUAAAAUCGUCCCGAUUUGAGUUUGUCCUGAUCUAACGUAUACUGGGCCUAAUUUUCCCUAUCAACACUACAAACUUCACGAGGAAGGGCCAAUAAUUUCUGAAACCCUUUAAAAUGAAAACUAAAUAACCGUGCAAACGCUUUCCUAAUGGUUAGAGUGAGUUCUAAUUUUCGUUCCUUUUUUAUUCAGGCUAGCUCUGCUGGUGGUGAUAACGCUUCAGAAAUAACGGACCAACUUACUAAUGCCAAGGUAAUAGCUGGAACUUGAUAGUCCUAGCGCUUUUGCGUCACAAUUGUAGAAUACUUGCAAAAUCAAUAUUGAUGAAUUAGAGUGCGACAAUAAUUUGCCUAAUUACGUGGCGGAGGUACUACCGUACUGUCGUGUUCUACGAUCUGCAUGGUACUUUAUUACCACGCAUCUAUACGCAAUAUGCACGCUAUCAGCUUAUUUUUGCUGGUACCAUAUGGCCUUUCCAAUGCCAAUGCAUUCAAAAUCGUAAUUAAGUGGGUAUAUGUGCGAGUCCGACGUGCCUUCGCACCAGACAUGAUUGGAGUGAUGGGACUAACGAAUGUUAAUUGGAGUGAAUUACAGUGUUUGUAUAUGCAGUUGCAUGUGCUUCUUUUAGUUUUAGGUUACUGUAUGAAUAUCUUUCAAAAACCCUGUAUUUUUUGUAUCUCAUUUCAAAGACUAAGUACACCUCACAUCUUAAGUUAGGCAAUGGCCAUUGAAGUACCAGUCCAGUACGACUAUAAAUUGUCUGGAAUUAUGGCAUCUUGAUUUCAGAAUAAAGUUGAGAAAUAUGAAAUAAAUUUCAUCUGUGUGUCCGUCCUCUAAUAGAGCAAAUCUUUCGACCAAUGAAAAGGCAGAAUAAACUCACUUGAUUACAGUUUAACAUAGCCUAGCUUCAUAAGUAGAUUUAUUGUUCUGAAACAAAUUUAAAUCUUAUCUGUUAUAAACGAUUUUUCAGCAUGAAAUUUUGCGUUUACAACACGAUUUGCAAGAGAAGGAGAAAGUAAGUGGAUUGAAUUUUGUCGUGGAACAAAUAUUUUUAUAGCAUUUCUCUGUGAAUUUAAUUUCAAUCUCAAGGAUCACACCCUUAAAUUAAAGAUAUAUUGGAGCUAUAACACCUUUUGGGGGAUCGCUCUACCAUCUGAGCUAUUUACGAGGUCAAGUCGGUUCGGGUAUUGGUGAUAUCUCAAACUCAUUCUAGUCCGUCAUAGUCGUAUCGAUCCGUGGUAUAGUUGGGUGUAAUUACGUAUCCCAUUGUGCUAAUAUAUUCCCUCUAAAAAAACACGUACUGUUUGUUGGAAACGUAUAACGUAAUUUAAAGGAGCAAUGUCACCUUGUGGGCAUCUUUUCAUCUGUUUGUAUUUUCCCACUUUUUGCGCACGAAAACGUGAAAAACUACGGCUGACCAGCAGUAGUUUUUCAAGUUUUCCAAUCCAACAUGGUGGAUUCGCGAGGCGGAUUCACAAAUUAUAUGAAAAAAUAUGUGUAGUUUCGUACCGUAGAGCUUGCCGUAGAGAACUUCGAGAGAGUCUUUUAGGCACCGAACAAUUUCCGAAAUUUUGUUGGUAUGCGCAAAAAAGAUGCGCAUCAGGUGACACUGCUCCUUUAAAAUAUCAGGAAAUUUUUACUCUUUUCACCUUCCUACCCAACGAUAUAAACAUUGUUUCGUUAAACACACUAGAAAACUGUACCUUGUAUUACGAUGUUCAUAUUAGGGCCAUUUAUACGAGACAAAAUAAGACGCGACUUACAUAAGACGCGACUUAAAUAAGCGGAGUUAUCGCAUAAAUGGUUCUCUAGGGCGUUAUUCUUAUUUACUUGCUAUAGCUAUAAUGUUGUUUCGGGUUUUUUUUUAAUAUGCAAGGCUAAUAAUUUUAAGUUGUUUCAAGUUUCUGGCAUGUGUAGUUAAACUUUUUGUCCAAAAUUUCUUAUUUAAGACGCGACUUAGAUAAGAACAGCUAAAAGGCCUGUUCUUAUGUAAGACGCGUCUUAUCCAAGACGCGUCUUACAUAAGAAUUUUGUACCUUUUAUACGACAAACUCGCGUCUUAUUUAAGUCGCGUCUUAUGUAAGUCGCGUCUUAUUUUGUUCCGUAUAAAUGGCCCUAAUGUCUUUUUAGGGUCUAUUUGUAUUUUCCACUUUGUGUUUAAUUCCCAUGCACUAUAGAUCAAAAUUGGCAAAAAUAUCUAUCCCGGUCAGGUGGGAUGAAGCCUUGCUAUGAAAAAUUUUAUCUGCUUUGACUCAGAUCCCACCUAGCCAGGCUAGGCCGUUUCUCAUAUGAAAACAAAUUACUUUGUGUAUUGUAUACGUUAAAAGAGUGCUUGCAGAUCUCACUAAGGCGAGUGUUUCCUUUGCAGGAAUUGACGAAGAAAUUUAAUGAAACGACACAAUAUAUAAAUAUGAAGCAAAUGCUGCAGACUAAGAAUGAACAGAUGAAGAAACUUAGACAAAGACUAAAGAAGUAAGUUAUGAUAGUAUUUUUCAUUUUCGGGACUGUUUUUAUGAUGCUGACUGCACACGUAAAAACGCACAAUUUGUUACAGAUCAGCAAACAAGUUGUAACGAGGCUGUUGUUAAGUUGAUAUCAGGAUGUGUUCGCGCUACUUCUUCACAGAUGUUGUGACAAAGUCUUGAACAAUUUGUUAUCACCUUGCUGCAACAUUAAUGACGGUAACAAUAACCCCCUCCCCCGUUGCACUUACCUGUACCAAAGCAAAGAGGGCCGAUUUGUGGUCAUGCAUAUUUGGAUAAAUGCAAUGUAGCCCUCUGUGCAACAAGUGGAAAAUUAAGUUCUCUGUAGGAUUGCAUGGCGAUAAAACAUAACUAUAUAAUACAUUUUAUCAUUCACUUUAUAGUAUUCUCAAUUUUCAUUGGUUAAUUUACCUGCAAAUAACUGCGUGCAAAUAAUAGUCUGAGCAUGCGCAUUUGUUAAAAAUGUUGCUCAGCUACAAAUAAUAGUCUGAGCAUGCGCAUUGCCUUCAAUUUUUGUCUUGCUUACUUGAAGAAAAAAACGCGGAAAAUAAAAAAAGAGACUAAAACAGCCGUCAAUGUAUUUCGCCAGCAUUUAGAAGCAAGGCUCAAAAGAAACUCUUGCCAACGUCCUUCGCAAGUUUUGUGCAGAAGCAAGAAAGAGAGACUGCGAAGUUAUAUUAAACGAAAGAUAAAAUGAAGCUUUAUAAGUGAAUGAUAAAACAAUUAUUGAACUCGGUUCUCGCAAAAUAUCGUGAUUUGUCCUCGUCCAAUAAUUGAUAAUUGUUUGUGGAAACACCACGUAAAUUUAUUACUACAACACUUUCGAUCCGUAAGCCCGCGUCUUCAUCAGUUCCUUAUCCGGGCUUACGGAUCGAAAGCUUUGCAGUAAUAAUUUUACUUGGUGUGUCCACAAACAACAAGUAUUAUAAGCGGAAAAAAAGUUUUUCCACUUUGCGAAAAGAAUACACUCGUCAGUAUCUAAAAGAGAUCAAAAGUACACAACGCAAAAUAGAACAGGAAAUGCUGCUGCUACCAGUGGCUUGGCUAGGGUCAUGCUAAGCAACUUUUUUACUUUGUCUCGGAAAAUGAAACUUUCGGUAAAACAAAAACUGUUUUCCUUGGAAGCAGACACUGGGUGUAUAUGAUGUUUUUAUUUUUAGAUAUGAACCCGAUUUUGAAUCAUGA